GUGACUGCCAACACCCGAGAAUAAAAAUGAUGCUGAGCCCGGACCAGGCUGAGGCGGACCUCUCCUGGACUCAGUCCGACCCGGAGACGAUGCUCAACGGCCUCAAGUCGGCCGGCUGCACCUCGGACGAGCCCACGGAGGGCGAGGAGAGGGCCAAGUGCAAAUCCGACCAGCCCCUGAGCAGGGAGGAGAAGAGGAGGAGGAGGAGGGCCACGGCCAAGUACCGCUCGGCCCACGCCACCAGAGAGCGGAUCCGGGUGGAGGCGUUCAACGUGGCCUUCGCGGAGCUGAGGAAAUUACUCCCCACCUUGCCCCCGGACAAGAAACUCUCCAAGAUCGAGAUCCUCAGACUGGCUAUAUGCUACAUCUCCUAUCUCAAUCACGUGUUGGAUGUCUAAGAGUGACCCCCACCCCCCCGUGAGACAGAGACGGCUGGGUUGGUAGACUGGACUCAACACGCUGGGGUGUCAAGCGUGGGUAUGGCAAGGUGGGGCAGGAUAGGGUUGGACUGAUGGCGGGAUGUUUUAAUACCUGGUGUUUUUAUAGCCUCCUGUAUCUGUGUGCAAACAUUCACAACCUUUAAAUUAGUCAGUUUGGGUGUGAGGGGAAAAAAAAUGAAAAGAGUCCUGAGUUUUAAUCUUUUAAAAACUCUCAUGAGAUUAAAAACAACCUGAAUGAAUAUUUUUAAUUAGAACAAAUAUAUGUCAUCCCGGAUCAGUUUUUUCUAUAAAGCUAUAUUCGGUGAGGAAACUCUCUAACUGGAUGAUAUCGGCUCAUACAGACUGAUCGGUCUAACACCUGUGACAGCAGCUCCCAUCCUGCUUCGACUUCAGGGACUCCAAUUAAAUCUUUGAGGUUUUAAUUACUAACAAGCUUCAAACCGCUUCAAAAAAAAAAACAACACACUCACAAAAAAAACCACCAAUUGAGCCUUCAGAGCCAAAAAUCUAUUAAACAACUUCCCCACUAGAUGAACCCAUCUCGUCCCUGGAUGCUGGGACUUUGCCAUA
Molecule: messenger RNA, 1010 nt
Organism: Morone saxatilis (striped sea-bass)
Lineage: Eukaryota; Metazoa; Chordata; Actinopteri; Moronidae
Product: helix-loop-helix protein 2-like
Exons: 2
Coding region: 27-398 (123 amino acids)
Biological process (GO): regulation of transcription by RNA polymerase II
Molecular function (GO): RNA polymerase II cis-regulatory region sequence-specific DNA binding; DNA-binding transcription factor activity, RNA polymerase II-specific; protein dimerization activity
Source: RefSeq, a predicted model, not a curated record